Molecule: messenger RNA, 2301 nt
Organism: Oryza brachyantha (malo sina)
Lineage: Eukaryota; Viridiplantae; Streptophyta; Magnoliopsida; Poales; Poaceae
Product: L-type lectin-domain containing receptor kinase SIT2-like
Exons: 1
Coding region: 13-2100 (695 amino acids)
Biological process (GO): protein phosphorylation
Cellular component (GO): plasma membrane
Molecular function (GO): protein kinase activity; carbohydrate binding; ATP binding
Source: RefSeq, a predicted model, not a curated record
AUUCAUCCAUCCAUGCAUCUCAAGCUCGAAUCCUUCGUCUCCUUCCUUGCGCUGUUGGUGCUUUUCCACGUUCUGGUUGGCCUCAGCCAUGCGGCGGCGGCGGUGGCUGCCGGUGGUGGUGAUCAGUUCAUGUAUGAGGGGUUCGCCGGCGCGUGGCUCGACCUCGACGGCAUGGCCGUGGUCGAGCCGGACGGCAAGCUCAUGCUGACCAACGUCACGUCCCAGAUGAAGGGCCACGCGUUCCACCCGGCGCCGCUCCGCUUCCAUGCGCCGGCGAACGGCACCGCCGCGGUGAGGUCGUUCUCGACAGCCUUCGUGUUCGCCAUCGCGGCGGACUAUGUCACGGUGAGCGGCAACGGGCUUGCCUUCUUCGUCGCGCCGAGCAAGAACCUGUCCACGGCGUCGCCGAGCCAGUUCUUGGGCCUCUUCAACAGCGAGAACAACGGCAACGCGAGCAACCGCAUCUUCGCCGUCGAGCUCGACACCAUCCUCAACCCGGAGUUCCGGGACAUCAACAGCAACCACGUCGGCGUCGACGUGAACGGCCUGGUGUCCGUCGCCUCCAAGCCCGCCGGCUACUACGCCGACGACGACGCCGGCGCGUUCAAGAACCUGACCCUCUUCAGCGGCGACGCCAUGCAGGUCUGGGUGGACUACGACGGCCGCUCCACGGUGGUGAACGUGACGCUGGCGCCCGUCGAGGUGCCCAAGCCGAGUAAGCCCCUCAUCUCCGUCGCCGUUGACCUCUCCCCGGUGGUGAACGGCACGGCGUACGUCGGGCUCUCUUCGUCGACGGGGCCCUUCCACACGCGCCAUUACGUGCUCGGCUGGAGCUUUGCCAUGGACGGGCCAGCGCCGCCGCUCAACUACGCGAAUCUCCCCAAGCUGCCGCGCGUGAGCGCCAAGCGGCGGUCCAAGGUGCUCGACGUGCUCGCGCCGGUGGCCACGCCUCUCCUCGCGCUCGCGGUGGUAGCCGGCGUCUCCUUCCUCGUAUGGCGGCGGAUCCGGUACGCCGAGCUCCGGGAGGACUGGGAGGUGGAGUUCGGCCCGCACCGGUUUGCGUACAAGGACCUGUUCGUCGCCACCAGCGGCUUCGACGGCAAGCGGCUGCUCGGCGUCGGCGGAUUCGGCCGAGUGUACAGGGGCGUGCUCCCGGCGUCCGGGACGGAGGUCGCCGUGAAGAUCGUGUCGCACGACGCGAAGCAGGGGAUGAGGCAGUUCGUCGCGGAGGUCGUCAGCAUCGGCCGCCUCCGCCACCGCAACGUCGUGCCGCUGCUCGGCUACUGCCGCCGUCGAGGCGAGCUCCUGCUGGUCUACGACUACAUGCCGAACGGCAGCCUCGACCGGUGGCUGCACGACGAGGGCGCGCCGCCGCUCAGCUGGGCGCAGCGGCUGCACGCCAUUCGGGGCGUCGCCGCCGGGUUGCUCUACCUCCACGAGGACUGGGAGCAGGUGGUCGUCCACCGCGACGUCAAGGCGAGCAACGUGCUCCUCGACGGCGAGAUGAACGCGCGGCUCGGAGACUUCGGGCUGGCUAGGCUGUACGACCGCGGCGCCGACCCGCAGACGACGCGGGUGGUGGGCACCAUGGGGUACCUCGCGCCGGAGCUCGCGCACACGCGGCGUGUCACGCCGGCGACCGACGUGUUCGCGUUUGGGUCGUUCGUCCUGGAGGCCGCAUGCGGCCGGCGUCCCAUCGAGCACCGCUCCGCUGCCGCCGCCGCCGCCGCAGCCGCCUACGACGACGACGGCCAGUUCGUGCUUGCGGACUGGGUGCUCGACCGGUGGCACAAGGGUGACAUCGCCGCCGCGGCGGACGCGCGGCUGUGCGGCGACUACGACCCCAACGAGGCGGCGCUGGUGCUCAAGCUAGGACUCCUUUGCUCCCACCCCGUGGCCGCCGAGAGGCCGUCGAUGCGGCAGGUGGUGCAGUUCCUCGACGGCGACGUGGCGCUGCCGGAGCCGGAGCCCACGUACCGGAGCUUCACCACGCUGGCCAUGAUGCAGAACGCCGACGGCUUCGACUCCUGCGCCGUGUCGUAUCCGUCGACGUCGACGAGCAUCGACGGCGCGCCCUCCGUCCUCUCCGGAGGAAGGUGACCGAUCAAGCCAUCAAGGACGCAUCUUCAUCCCUGACACCAACGCUGACCCUCCUUAGAAUUUUAGAACAAGUUACACACAUUUGGAACACAGAAAUUUCAUAUACUAGUUUAUAGAUUAUUCGAAGCAUACUCAUUCAGAAAGCAAUAUUCUAAUCAGAAUGUUAGAGCUUACAGACGAUUUCCGCCCAGUCUUCUAGCU